AUGAAGCUUGCCCUGUACGCAUACACCUUUGCCCUCGCCAACGCCCAGCGAAAGAAAAAGAACAAGAAGAACAACCGACCAAAAGCUACCGAAGCACCUCGAGUCAUCGCCCUUCCUUCUCAAUCUGAACCAGGCCUAGCAGACAACCGACAGACUAUCGCCGAUAUGCUCCACUACCAACUGAACUACUACGGCAUGAACACGGACUCUUUGGACGUCCUUAGCUCCGGUUGCUGGUGCAAUUUGAUCGGAAACUACGACAAGAGAAAGGGCCAGCCAGUCGGAUCGAUGGACAUUUCUUGCCGAGCACAGAACCAUUGCUACAGAUGCAUUGGAAUGGACUACGGCUGUGAUCCCCUCAACAGUGCCUACACUGUUGUCAUCGAUGCUAAUUCUUACGAGCUGACAUGCGAGCAGAACACGGACCCAUGUGCUCUGAACGCGUGUAUGUGCGAUUUGGACUUGGUGAACAACCUCGUCCAAAACAUCGCCGAAGAAGGCUCAAACUUAAAUGGCUUGACCGAAGCUACUGGCUUCGAUACCCAAGCAAGGUGUAUUCCCGGUAAUAAUCCAGGACCAAAGGCAGACCAGUGCUGCGGAGAAUACCCGAAGCGAUUCCCAUUCUCCGACAACUACGGACAGCGAGGAUGCUGCAGUGGUAAGACUUACAACACUAACACUUUAGAGUGCUGUGCCGGUGGUGAGAUCAAAGGCAUUGGAUAUUGUGGCGGCUACUAA
This is a messenger RNA of Oikopleura dioica, 738 nucleotides long. Lineage: Eukaryota; Metazoa; Chordata; Appendicularia; Copelata; Oikopleuridae. The record is from the annotation of a GenBank genome assembly.